AUGUCUACUCUUACUGUUUUUCUUCUUUUCUAUUUCAUUCGCAUCACAUUUGGACAAACCACGCAAAAUAUUAAUGUUUUACUGAUUAACGAAGAGAGCAAUGCUUUAGCCGAGAAAGCUUUUGAAGUUGCGAAGGAAUAUGUGAGACGGAACCCUAGCUUGGGUCUUGCUGUGGACCCUGUGAUUGUGGUGGGAAAUAGAACCGAUGCCAAGGUUUUCUUGGAAAAUGUUUGCAGAAAAUACAACGAUAUGCUCUCAGCGAAAAAGACUCCUCAUGUAGUACUCGACUUCACAAUGACUGGAGUGGGUUCCGAAACGAUUAAAUCGUUUACAGAAGCUUUGAGCUUGCCAACUAUAUCAGGGUCUUUUGGCCAAGUUGGGGAUCUGCGGCAAUGGCGCUCCCUGAAUGCAAAUCAAACAAGAUUUCUUUUGCAAGUGAUGCCUCCAGCCGAUAUCCUACCAGAAGCCAUUAGAGCUAUUGUCACUAAACAAGAUAUCACAAACGCUGCUAUUAUUUUCGAUGAAUUCUUUGUUAUGGACCACAAAUACAAAUCUCUGCUACAAAACAUACCGACACGACACGUGAUCACGCCUGUGAAGAGUUUUGAGGCAAACGAAAUUAAAACUCAACUUGAAAGUCUUCGGAAUCUAGAUAUAGUGAACUUUUUUAUAGUUGGGAGUUUGAGAACUAUAAAGAAUGUUUUAGAUGCUGCCGAUAAAAACCAAUACUUUGGUAGAAAAACAGCAUGGUUUGCGUUAUCGUUGGAGAAGGGCGAUAUUAGCUGUGGGUGUAAAAAUGCAACCAUCGUACACAUACGGCCGACGCCAGAUGCGAACAGCAGGGACCGAUUGGGAAAGAUUAAAACGACGUACAGCAUGAACGGCGAGCCAGAAAUCACAUCCGCCUUCUACUUCGACCUGUCUUUGAGAACGUUUUUAACGAUCAAAUCACUACUGGACUCUGGCAAGUGGCCAAACGACAUGAAAUAUAUUACAUGCGACGACUACGACGGCAAGAAUACACCAAACAGGACCUUGGAUCUUAAAACGGCAUUUCAAGAGAUAAAAGAGACGCCUACGUAUGCUCCGUUUUAUAUUCCGCAAGAUGACCCCAUGAAUGGCAGAAGUUACAUGGAGUUUAGCACUGAUCUGCUCGCUAUCACGGUCAAAGACGGGGCGUCUAUAAGUAGCCAUUCGUUGGGUUCCUGGAAAGCUGGCCUCUCUUCGAACCUAACCUUGACUGACCCCAAUAACAUGAGUAAUUACUCGGCGCAGCUAGUGUACAGAAUCGUCACUGUCGAGCAAAAGCCGUUUAUCAUAAGGGACGACCAAGCGCCCAAAGGGUUUAAAGGUUACUGUAUCGACCUCAUCGAAGAGAUUCGAGCUAUCGUUAAAUUCGAUUAUGAAAUAAGUUUAGCGCCAGACGGCAACUUCGGUACAAUGGACGAAAAUGGAAACUGGAACGGAAUUAUCAAAGAGCUCGUUGAUAAGAAAGCAGAUAUAGGGCUGUCGUCGCUGUCUGUCAUGGCUGAAAGGGAAAAUGUUGUAGAUUUCACCGUGCCAUACUACGAUCUAGUCGGGAUAACCAUAAUGAUGAAACUGCCGAGAACUCCGACAUCCCUAUUUAAAUUCCUAACUGUUCUGGAGAAUGACGUCUGGCUAUCGAUACUGGCUGCGUAUUUCUUUACCAGUUUUCUAAUGUGGGUUUUUGACAAAUGGAGUCCGUAUAGCUAUCAGAAUAACAGAGAAAAGUACAAAGAGGAUGAGGAGAAAAGAGAAUUUACACUGAAGGAGUGUCUAUGGUUUUGUAUGACGUCACUAACUCCCCAAGGAGGAGGUGAGGCGCCUAAGAAUCUGUCUGGACGAUUGCUGGCUGCUACUUGGUGGCUUUUUGGUUUUAUUAUAAUAGCAUCAUACACGGCGAACUUGGCAGCGUUUCUGACGGUGUCCAGAUUGGACACGCCUAUAGAGUCCCUGGACGACCUGUCCAAACAAUACAAGAUACAGUACGCACCGCUCAAUGGAUCCGCAGCUAUGACUUACUUCCAAAGGAUGGCUAAUAUCGAGGAGAAGUUUUAUGAAAUAUGGAAGGAGAUGAGCCUAAACGACAGUCUAAAGGAGGUGGAACGCGCAAAACUUGCCGUAUGGGAUUAUCCAGUAAGUGACAAAUACAGUAAAAUGUGGCAGGCAAUGGAAGAAGCUGUUUUACCUAACACUAUUGAGGAAGCUAUACAGAGGGUCAGGGAUUCCAAGAGUUCCAGUGAAGGGUUCGCCUGGUUGGGUGACGCUACUGAUGUGAAGUACCAUGUGAUGACCAGCUGUGAUCUUCAGUCGGUUGGAGACGAAUUCUCCAGGAAACCUUAUGCCAUUGCUGUCCAACAAGGAUCUCCGUUGAAAGACCAGUUCAAUAAUGCAAUCCUCCAACUGCUAAACAAGCGCAAACUGGAGAAACUGAAAGAGAUCUGGUGGAACAAUAACCCGGAGUCCAUGAAAUGUGAGAAGCAGGAUGACCAGUCCGAUGGGAUCUCCAUCCAGAACAUUGGGGGCGUGUUUAUUGUCAUAUUUAUGGGGAUUGGACUGGCGUGUGUCACGCUGGGGGUGGAGUACUGGUGGUACAAGUGGAGGAAGAGACCUGCUGUUGGAGAUGUUACACAGGUGGAGCCAGCGAAACUAACCAGAAACAACGUCGAUAAACAAGGCGAAGGUUUUAACUUCAGAGGGAGAAACUUAGGUCUUAAUUUCAAACCCAAGUUUUAA
Messenger RNA from Spodoptera littoralis (African cotton leafworm), 2757 nucleotides. NCBI's taxonomy places the organism in Eukaryota, Metazoa, Arthropoda, Insecta, Lepidoptera, Noctuidae. The record is from the annotation of a GenBank genome assembly.